This is a messenger RNA of Varanus komodoensis (Komodo dragon), 993 nucleotides long. RefSeq names its product ABC-type organic anion transporter ABCA8-like. The record is from RefSeq and is a predicted model, not a curated record. The annotation marks the transcript as partial. Lineage: Eukaryota; Metazoa; Chordata; Lepidosauria; Squamata; Varanidae. Gene Ontology annotation, cellular component: membrane; intracellular membrane-bounded organelle. Gene Ontology annotation, biological process: lipid transport; transmembrane transport. The transcript is spliced from 7 exons. Gene Ontology annotation, molecular function: ATP binding; lipid carrier activity; ABC-type transporter activity.
GUGCAGAACAUACUGACCCUGUUGGAUAUCGGGGCCAUUCAAGACACGCAAGCUAAUCGAUUAAGUGGAGGACAGAAGCGGAAAUUGUCCCUUGGGAUUACUUUCUUAGGAGACCCACAGGUCUUGUUACUAGACGAGCCAACUGCCGGGCUGGAUCCUUAUUCUAGACACCGGGUGUGGGCCCUCUUGAGUGAGCGCAAGGCAGGCCGGGUAACUCUGUUCACCACUCAGUUCAUGAACGAGGCAGAUAUUCUUGCUGACCGGAAAGCCUUUAUCUCGCACGGCAGACUGAAAUGUGUUGGCUCAUCGCUGUUCUUGAAGAAAAAAUGGGGUAUUGGCUAUCAUUUAAGGAUGCAUGUAAGUGAGCUCUGCAGCCCUGAGAGAACAACAGCUCUGGUCAAGCGAUACAUCCCUGCUGCCGUAUUGUCUGGGCAGCGUGAGAAUGAGCUGAGUUAUACGCUGCCCUUAGAAAAUGUGGAUAAAUUUCCAGAUUUGUUCAGCGACAUGGAUGGCCAAACAGACCUGGGAAUUGUGAACUACGGGGUGACCAUGACAACUCUGGAAGACGUCUUCCUGAGGCUGCAGGGAGAUGAAACCAUCGACGCCGAAGAUUAUGGUGCUCAUCAUGGAGAACGAGGGGACAAGGGUGAAAGGGAACAAGAUGUGCUGUUGCUCUCAGAUGCUGGACAGGCAACAAUGAAGGGCGCUGAGCUCUGGAGAAGCCAAGUUUGUGCCAUGGCAAGAAUGCACUUCUUAAAUCUCAGGCGUGAGAGGAAAGUCUGGGCAUCCCUAUUACUUCUUUCUGGAAUAAUGCUAGCACCUUUUUUCCACAAUUUAAUAUCAGUGCAUAUUUGGUUGAAUCUGCAUUAUGGAGAGCUUCAUCCUCGCCUGUACUUUGAGCCAGGAAGGCAGUCUUUCAUGGGAACCAGUGGACUCCUGAUCCUCAAUGACACAGGCAAGGGGGUGGAAGGGAAUACACUACUGUCUGCCUAA